AUCACAUUUUAUUUGGGAUGAUCAGCAAGUAUGCCUUAAAACUUUAUUCUAUAUUCCCUACUUCUUAAGGACUCCCCCUUGUAAGCUCCCUCUUAUAAAUGCGAGUACGUUGUUAGACCAAUUAACACUUAAAGCCUUCCAAUAUUAUUAAAUCUCAAUCAAGCUUGUGAUAGAAAUAAACCUUCGGAGAUUUUUCUCUAAAUCAUAAAAUGCCGCUUUUGUCUAAAAGAAUGGGGCCUGUGGUCUGUCUCUUUAUCAUGAUCAUGGAUAUUGUGGCCGGGAUAUUAGGCAUCGAAGCUCAAUUUGCUCAAAACAAGGAGAGGUUCAUGAGAGUUUGGAUAUUCGAGUGCAGAGAACCGAGCUAUGAAGCAUACAAGCUCGGAUUUGCAGCCUGUGUAUUGCUAGCAAUAGCUCAUAUUAUUGCCAAUGUACUCGGUGGGUGUGUUUGCAUAUCAUCUAGGGAAGAGUACAUCAGAUCUUCUUCGAACAAACAAAUAGCUGUGAUUUCCCUAAUUGUCUCUUGGAUCGUAUUGCUGAUCGCCUUCCCCCUACUGGUUCUUGGGACGGUAUCAAACUCAAGAUCACGACAGUCUUGCGGAUUCUCACACAAGCAUUUAUUCGUGAUCGGAGGAAUUCUAUGUUUCAUUCAUGGGUUGUUCCUUGUUGCUUACUACGUUGGCGCCAGUGCUGCUAGAGCAGAAGAGCACAUGAUCAGGCAACAACACAGAGCUACUGGUCCCCGACCUCUUCCUACCUAAAUAAACCUUCUUUCCUUCUUUUUCCAAUGUUGUUUUCUGCCCUGUUUGAUGAGCUAAAAUAUUGAUUGUUAACCCUCCCCCUCUUUUGACUUCUUAUUUGCAUAUACAAAUGUAAUUGACAAUUUGUCUAUUCUUUAUUGUGAAAAUCAUACUUGUAUUCUUAUCACUAUUUUUUGCAUCUACAAAAUUUACUCAGAAGUUUCAUUAUUCAAA
Molecule: messenger RNA, 971 nt
Organism: Chenopodium quinoa (quinoa)
Lineage: Eukaryota; Viridiplantae; Streptophyta; Magnoliopsida; Caryophyllales; Amaranthaceae
Exons: 3
Coding region: 210-758 (182 amino acids)
Source: RefSeq, a predicted model, not a curated record